AUGCCAAGCGCAACAUUGCUCCCGCCGGGACCGGACACAACCCUCCAUCUCCCGCGCAUUCUGUGCCUCCACGGCGGCGGCGUCAACGCAGCCGUCUUCAAAGUCCAAUGCCGCGCCCUUAUCGCCCGCCUCAAGAACCACUUCCGUCUCGUCUUCGUGGACGGGCCCUUCAUCUGUGCCCCGCACGAGUCGAUAGUUUCCGUAUACGGUGACUACGGCCCCUUCCGUCGCUGGCUCCGCUGGCUCCCAGAGCACCAGUAUGUCGACGCCGAGACUGCCUCCGCUGAGAUUCACUUCCAACUCCGCAUGGCCAUGGAUGAUGAUGAUGCCCUUGGCGCCACAGGCGAGUGGGUUGGUCUGAUGGGCUUCAGCCAGGGCGCGAAGAUUAGCGCGAGUUUGAUGUACACGCAGCAGAUGCUGCAGCAAAAGUACGGACGGAGGAUUGCUUCCGCAGGCGGCUCAGCCAACUGGAAAUUCGGAGUGCUGCUUGCAGGACGCGCGCCGCUCAUCGUACUGGACGACAGGAUAGACCCAGCCCAGGGCGUUGGUGAUGCAGCUGAGGCGAGCGUUACUUUCAGCGACUGGCCAAAUGGCACAUCGCAAGACCAUUUGCUCAGGUUGCCGACGAUUCACGUACACGGCAUGAAGGACCCCGGUUUGGAACAGCACCGGAGGUUAUUGAAGCAGUACUGUGAGCCCGGCUCAACAAGACUAGUCGAGUGGGACGGUAACCACAGGGUUGUUAUCAAAACUGUGGAUGUCGAUGCGGUCGCGAGACAGAUUUUGGAGCUGGGUCAUGAGCUUGGGCUUGUUGACAACAUCGAAUAG
Messenger RNA from Colletotrichum truncatum, 828 nucleotides. RefSeq names its product citrinin biosynthesis oxidoreductase. Gene Ontology annotation, biological process: secondary metabolite biosynthetic process. Gene Ontology annotation, cellular component: nucleus; cytoplasm. NCBI's taxonomy places the organism in Eukaryota, Fungi, Ascomycota, Sordariomycetes, Glomerellales, Glomerellaceae. Gene Ontology annotation, molecular function: hydrolase activity. The record is from RefSeq and is a predicted model, not a curated record.